Molecule: messenger RNA, 6097 nt
Organism: Toxoplasma gondii ME49
Lineage: Eukaryota; Apicomplexa; Conoidasida; Eucoccidiorida; Sarcocystidae
Exons: 2
Coding region: 962-5539 (1525 amino acids)
Source: RefSeq, a predicted model, not a curated record
GGCUGUCAAAGGAGGCAAAGGAUCCGAAGAAGCGCCCCAGUCGUGCGGACGUUCUUUCGCGGCUUGUCUCGAGCCUCUUCAAUUUUUUUCACUUCUUCGCGACUUUGUUCGCUUUUCUCGUCUCUCCAGUCUCCCCUUUUCUCCCCGAGUUCUCCCGGUUGAAUUCCUCUCCUCAGGCCUCUGCGCCGCCGCCGCGAAAAGCUCGAUUUGCUCUUUUUUUGGGGGCGGACUGCCGAGAAAAGGCUCAUUCUCUCUCGCGAGGAAGACCAGCUGAGGCGCUUUUUUCUUGCAUCGUCGUCUUUUGCAGACACCGGAGGUUGACGGAGGGAGACGGGAGACGAGAAAUCAAUGUUUUUUCUUGAGAGGACGACAUACCCCCUCGUCUUUCUUCGUUGUGCACGCGUCUCUUUUGUUUUCCAUCUUUCUCUCGGCAGGCUUCUCACACCCUUUGCUUUCCCCUGAAUCCUGUUUCUUCUCUCUCUUCCUCCCUCGCUCUCCUUUCUCUCUUUGUCUCUUUCUUCCUCGCUCUUCGUCCGCUCGUGCUUCGUCCGUCGUCUUGUCGCGCUGAACCUUUUCUCUUCAGACUUGUGUCUUCUUCGUAUUCUGCGCCUCUGUGUCGCCUGGCUCUUGACGGAGAAGCGAAGGCUCCAGGAGACACACAGGCUGCAGGAACAAGAUUGCCGUUUCCGGUUCUUUCGAAGAGUCGCUCUACACCUUUAUCUUCGCCGCAACGGGAGUCCAAAGUUCCGUCUCUUGCUCGAGUCGAAAAACGAAACAAAGACGGGGGACAUAUGCGGCUGUGCUCCCUGAGAACUCGACAGACUGCGGCCGGGAGUAGGAGACGAGCUCCCGCCUCUUCGUCGGCGCAGAAAAGUCUGAAGAAGAGGAGGAAGACCCCGGUCAGAUUGACAAGGAACAGGCUCGGAGUUUUGCGGCCGUCGAGACCGAACAGCAAGCAAAGAUGACGAAGCUCUCGGCAAAAGGCGAGAAGAGAGACGAGCUCUGUCUGCUCUGGGACGCAGUCCAGGCGGAAGGAGCUCACAACGAACAAGUCCGAAGUCUGCUUGGGGAGAUCGCUGUCGCUCUAACGGAGGCGAACGGCGAGUUGAAAGAUGCUGCGGAGGUGUAUCGAAGAAAAAGAGCUUCCCUCAGAGUGCGCCACCCUUCUUCCUCUCCUGCCUCUUCUUCCUUUUCUUCUUCUUCAUCUCAAUCCCCGUCUUCUUCCACUGCUCCCUGUCCACCUCUUGGCUGCGCUUCUCGUUCUUCUUCUUUUUCUGCGUCCUCCUUCCUCAGUGUUUCUCCCUCGGCUCCCUCGCCUGUGUCCUGGGCGUCUGCGUCGAGCGCGUCGGGGACCCCCGAGCAUGUCAGUCACGACGAGGAGGACGAGGAGAUUUGUCUCCCCAGGGGAUUUUACCGUCGCCUCUUGAGGACAGAAAGAAGGCGGCAGCGCGAGCAGGCGAAGCGGAGACAGCUGCUUCAAGCACCGACCUCACACUUGGCUCCGGGUCCCUCGCGGCGGACCGGGGAUAAAAGAUUUCUCUCUUCUUCCUCGUCCUCGCUUUCCUCUCUUCUCUCUUCUGCCUUUGCAAGGAGGUAUCUGGGGGAUGCGGGCGCUCUGGAGGCACCACGAGGACCGCCGAGGCCGCGCAGAGCAGCCGAAGAGACUCCGGAGGGAGGCGGCCGGAGAGAGAAGACAAGGUCGGAGCCGGACAGGCGACAUGCAGUGAGGCAGAGAGCAGCCAGGAACAGAAAGCAUAAGACGCGGAAGAGAGAGUCGGAAACGGGUGGAGAGAGUGCGAGGGGAGAACAGAGAAGAAACAAACGACCGCGCAACCGCCUCCACAUCUACAGAGGAGACUUCGUCGAGAUCAGAUGGAAGUCGCCCCGGGGCACAAGAGAGAAGAACGCCGAGACGGCGCAGAGCGAGGAGAGAGCAGACGCAGGACGGGAGGAUGGGAGAGACUCCAACGGACAGACAGCGGAGCGCACAGACUCUGGGAGAGAUAAAAGAGAAGCAGGCGACGCGCACAGGGCUACAGUCGAAGAGGCGAGGAGGAGAGGAAGAAGCGAAGAACGAAGAGAGAGAGGGAGAGGAAGAGCGGACGCCAGGCCGUUCUGGACAGACAGACGGAGGAGGUCGACUGAGUCGUCCACGCAGACUCUGCGUUUCUCCACGGCACAGUCGAGAGGUACCUCAGACCAAUCAGAUGUGCAGAGAGAGAAAUCGACGAGAGAGAACGAGGUGGAAAACUCUCACAGGCGCUCUUGUCCCCGAAGGCACCGCGCCGAACCGGCGAAGGACACCGGAACAGAGACACCGACUGCAGGGAGGAAAACCGCUGGCGCCAGAAAAAAAGAGGGAGAAAGAACGAAGGAUGGAGCGAGAAGGACAGAAGAGGAAAAGAGAGAAGCAAGAAGAGGGAUACGCGAAAAAGGGAGAAGCAGGAGAAGGAGGGGAGCGACGGAUCUAUCGGAGAGCGAAGAACGCGGUCAAAAGAGACAGGAAGACACUCCAGAAGAGGACCUCGAAACGCUGGGGAACAUCAUUGGAAAGAUCAGAAACGUUGCAACUCAGUUGCAGUUUCUUGAGUCCAUUCAAGAGAAAAGAGAACGAAGCCAGCAGCGCCUCAUCGACGCGUACCAGAGCUUUCAAAGCGACUUCCGCCUCGCCGGAAAACAACGAAAUCCUCCCAGAAACAGACAGUCCAAACGAUGCUACACAUCCUCGUCCUCUUCACCUUCACCCUCUCCUCGUUCUUCUGCCUCUUCUUCGCGUUCGUCUCCUUCUUCUUUGCGUUCGUCUCCUUCUUCGCGUUCGUCUCCUUCUUCCCGGUUGUGUUCCUUGUCUCCACGGCGACAUGCGACGCGCAGAAAGGCCUCGUCUCGACGGAGACUGAGGCGCGGUGAAGAAGAUGCUGCUUCUGGUGCUCGACCUGACUGUUCGGAUAAGCGACUGUUCGCAAGCGGAGAUGAGAAGAAUGAGAGAGAGAAAGCGACAGGGGAAGCAAGGGCGGAGAGAGAGAGGAAACGAGGGGAGAGGAAGGCUUUCGACGACUUUGCGCGCGAAGAAAUGUCUCCGGGGAGGGAGUAUGACUCGUGGAAGACGGGGAAAAAGCUCGGGGAGAGAAGCGAAGACUUUCUGCGAGACACACGACCCCCGUCUAGUUGUCCUCCCUUUUGUCCUUACCCUCACUAUCCUCUUUCUUUCUCUCCACUUGGACGCUUUCCUCCCCACUCAGCGUCUUGUGGUCUCUCGCAUUCUCCCUUUCCAGUCUUCCCUGUCGAUCCCUACAGCUGCGGUAACUCCUCGGUCUGCCUCGCCUGUUCUGUUCCUUCUUCCUCCUCGCCUGUGGUUCAUCAUCUUCCUCCUUGCCCUGUGCUUUCUUCGUCUUCUCCUUCUCCUUCUUCGUCGGCCUUUCCUGCUGCUCCUUCCGGUCCUUUGUCUUCCUCUUCUGUUCCUUAUUCCUUCUCGCCUGUGGUUCAUCAUCUUCCUCCUUGCCCUGUGCCCUCUUCGUCUUCUCCUUCUCCUUCUUCGUCGGCCUUUCCUGCUGCUCCUUCCGGUCCUUUGUCUCCACCGUCUACUCCGCCGUCUCGUCCUCCCUCGCUUGCUUCUGCGUCGCGUUUGCCUCCGUCUCUCGCCUCUGCGCGCGCUGCUUCAGGCAUCGAGGCGAUUCGUGUGACGUUUCGGCCUGCGCCUUCCGCCUUUUGCGCGGACAGCGACGGAGAGGCUUCUCUGCCCUCUUUUCGCCUCAGCCAACGGGAAGGCAGUGCAAGCUCCGAGGCCCCCGCCAGCUGGCGCCCUGAAAGGCAAUUCGUGGCUGUCCAGAGCCAUGCUUGCGUGCGAGACGCGGUCUCCUCUUCGUUCGAGAGCCUCGUCUCCUCUCUCUCUGACGGCGAGGAGGCGAGUCGAGGGCGCGACGAGAGAGACCGGAGCUGCGGCUCUCGAGAGCAAAGAACUCCCGAAAAGAUCCGCUCUUCGCUGAGCGAAACAACUGACAGAGAAGGCGAGACCUCCACACCAACGGUCGACCAAGGCGCCUGCUGUGCCGUCAGGCAACCGCCUACCUUCCUCACUGAGAGCAGAGCGCUGAAGGACGUCGAAGAAGUCGAAGGACUAGAAGAGGGAGUCAAAGGAGCCGAACGCGACACAGCAAACGCACACAGAGCAGAAGAAGGAAAACAAGUGGAGGGAGACAAACGCGCGGGCAGCGGGGACUUUGACGGCCAUGCUGGAAGCGCAUGCAGACCAUCGGGUCGCGAAUCAGAGAAGAAAGAGAGGACAGAUUUGGAUGGAACUGACGAGGGCAGGCUGGACGCCGCCUUCGAAAAAAUCGACCAGGAACGAAGAACGCUUCAUAGUUCUUCGGAGUCGCAGGCGUCAGGUGCGACGUCUCACGCUCUCUCCGCUUCUCGAAGACCCUCUCCUUCUCCCGCGCAUUCCUCCUGCACACCCUCCUCCACGACAUUAUCUGCUUCUUCAGUGGCUUCUUCUUCUGCUUCUUUGUGUUCCUCCUUUAUGUCGGCCUCCAGGUCCCUGAGGCCUGCAGAUGCUUUCGCAGAUUCGGCGCGCCGUUCUACGCUGCCGAGAGGAGCGGGACAGACGGUGGGAGCAUCUGCGCUCCCGCCCAUGCCUCGGCCUUUCUCGGAUUUCGAAAGCCUCCGCAUGCGUUUGCUCGCGCUGCAGAGCUUUUCUCGACAGAAACAACUUCAGGCGGCGCUCCGGGCAAAGCAGCAGGCGCGUGAGGUCAGAGAAGAAUCCGAGAGGAAGCGCCAAGGACAGCAACGAGAAGAUCAAGGAAUUCAAGAAACCUUACCGUCCAAGUCGCUCACGUCUUCCCUUUUUUCUUCUUCUCUGGCGUUCUCUCCUUCGUUUGCGGGGUCUGUGCCUUCGUCUCCAUCGGCGACUGCGUCCUCUUCCACUUCUCUCUCUUCUUCCUCCUCGUCUCUCUCUUCUCUCUCUUCUUCCUCCUCGUCUUCCUCUUCUUCUUUGUCAUCUUCUCUUCCGUCGCUCUCUCUUGCAUGUUCGUCUUCGUCUCCUUGUUCUUCCUCUGGUUCGUUCUCUGCUUCUCUUGUUCCGUCUCUUUCUGUGGAGAUGGCUGUUGAGGCUGCGAGCGCAACAGACCAAGCCGCAAGAGUCGCGACGCACUCACCCGCCGUCGCGACUCGGGGACCUCAUCGUCGAGAGGCAGUGGAGGCGCGAGACCAGCUGCAUACAGAGGAGAGAAAACACAGAGCAGGCGAGAGAGAGUGGGGGGGAGAGGACGCGCGACGGAGAAGCAGAGGCGAGGAGGAACGUGCAGUCCGUCGAAGCGUUUCAGGAACUCGCAGAAAGGAGCGAAAGAAGAAGCCGAGAAGUGAGAGCCUGAAGGACUUCUCGAAAGAGAAUGAGGAGCGCCUCCUCACGCUGCUUCUUGCAGAAGAUGAGGCGGAGCCAAGAGGAGGAGGAGGAAGAAGAAGCCAGAGACGCGGAGGAACGAACUGGGAGAAGCUGUUCAACUUUUCAUGGCUGGCUGACGACCCGUCAGAGGAAGAACACUGAAAGAAAACGAGCUCUGGAGCAAGCUGCUCCACGAGACAGUCCACUCCAGCCUUGUCACUUUCCUUUCUCGAUCCCCGCCGGUCUCGAUAACGCAUAGUGUAAGCGGGAGGUUCGCGUCGAACAUGUGCGAUGAGAGCUUCUAGUUCAGUGCGCAGUUGGCCCACGAAUCAGUUGGUUUUUCUUUUUUUGUAAAACUGGAGUCGAAGCAACAGUUCUCGUGCGAUGUUCGACCGAACGCAGAGUCGGUCACCGUUUGCCCAAGGUGCAUGUCCACCUGUCAAAAAGCCUGGAGUCGGCUAAAAGGAAAGAAGGUGAACAACCUCGCAGAGAAGCCGCGAAACAGAGAGAGUUGUGUCUCAGUCAAAGAGACGCACUCUGUUCCUCUCGGUAAAUAAGCGAAACGCGAGAAGGAAGGAGAAAGUGAUGAAAUGCAGCGGAAGCGUCUGCUGUGUGUUCCGACCGAAGGUGGAGAAAAGAGAAGAGAAAGAAGCAAGAAAACCUAGACCAACUUUUCUCUCGCAUCCGUCGGGCCAAAGAGGACUCGACGAAAAGACGCAG